Pyrus x bretschneideri (Chinese white pear) is the source of this 1499-nucleotide messenger RNA. RefSeq lists its product as uncharacterized. Lineage: Eukaryota; Viridiplantae; Streptophyta; Magnoliopsida; Rosales; Rosaceae. The transcript is spliced from 2 exons. The coding region runs from base 113 to 1183 and encodes 356 amino acids. The record is from RefSeq and is a predicted model, not a curated record.
GUCUCUCAAUCUCUCUCUCUCUCUCCAAAAAAGCACCAAAACCCUUCAAAGAUUCCCUUAAAACACAAUCCAACACUACAAUCUAAGUAGGCUCUAAAACUUCACCACGCAAAUGUCCCGCCACAACUCGUCCUCCGCUUUUCCUUCUUGCUUCCGCCCCUCCACCUCGACGAACCGCCGCCUCCCACCACCGUCUCCGUCGCCUUCUCCGCCGCCCAGCUCCGGGCACCCCAACCUCACCACCUGUCUCUACCACACCGACCUCGCCCUCUUCUCCCUCACCUGGUCCCGCUCCUUCCUCGGCCGCUCCCUCCACCUCAACCUCCUCCGCCACUCCUUCGAUUCCCCCCUCCCUCCGUCGCUAUCCUCCCCUUCUUUCCACCUCAACAUCAAGCCAUUCCUCUUCUGGAAGAGGCACGGCUCCAAGAAGCUCUCCCCCAACAUUCUCCUCUACUGGGACCUCUCCAAAGCCCGGUUCGGCUCCGGACCCGAACCCCAAUCCGGGUUCUACAUCGCCGUCGUCGUCGACAACGAGAUGACCCUCCUCGUCGGCGAUUUGACCCGCGAAGCCUAUGCCAAGACCCGGGCCAACAAAUCAGAGACCUCUCAAAUCCCAAUCUUGAAACGAGAGCACGUCGUUGCCAAGAAAAUCUACACCACGAAAGCCCGGUUCGGAGGAAAAUUGCGGGAGAUCCAAAUCGAUUGCGGGUCGAGCGCCGACCCGACCCGGCUUUGCUUCAGCAUCGACGGCCAAAUUGUCCUGCAGAUAAAGCGGUUGAAGUGGAAAUUCAGAGGGAACGAGCGAAUCGAAGUCGACGGGACUCCGCUGCAGAUCUCGUGGGACGUCUACAACUGGCUUUUCGAGAGCGACGGCGACGACGGCCACGCGGUGUUCAUGUUCAGAUUCGAAGAAGAUGAGGAGAUUAAAGAGAACAAUUACCAAUCGGGUCAUCUGAAUUCGUGGAAUUUCGGGAUGAGCGGGAUUGAGUGGCGAAAGAUGGGGAAGAGCUUCUCAUCUUCGUCGGUAUCGAUGUCGUCGGCGGGUUCUUCCGGCGGAAGCUCGUCGGUGAUGGAGUGGGCGAGUACGGAGGAGAGCGAGCUGAACGGCGGUCCUGCUGGUUUUUCUCUGCAGAUUUAUGCUUGGAAAAGCGCAGAAUUAAGAACAAAAAGCCUUAAGCUUUAAGAUUCUGACAUCUGGUGGUGGAGAAAUUUUUACUUGUGACGGAAACACGGGUGGUACAUCAUGUGUUUUUAUGUAAGUGGUGAAAAUUUGUAUUUUUUAAGUUAUUAACUUUUUAAUACAUAUAUCCCACCAUUUAUAUAGUGAUACGUAAUGUAUCAUCUCGUGUAACGUUCACAUUAAAAAAUCUCUCCUGGUCAUGAGCUGUGAGAUUUUGUUUGCAACUAUGGUAGAGUAGUUCAGAUGAAAUUUUCCAAAGUUUGCGACACUGGACAAGUUGCUUGUAAUUUAUUUAUUUAUAUUUCUACUAUUUAGUCUA